Messenger RNA from Tetranychus urticae (two-spotted spider mite), 2438 nucleotides. NCBI's taxonomy places the organism in Eukaryota, Metazoa, Arthropoda, Arachnida, Trombidiformes, Tetranychidae. The record is from RefSeq and is a predicted model, not a curated record.
CCUUUACCUUGCCAAAAAGGUAUGUUAACUAUUUGUGUGAAAAUUAGCUGAUUGUAGAGUUUCACCAAAAUUGUAAUUUCCUGAUCAAUCAUUUUACCAUUUCAAAGUUGAAUAUUAAUUAGCGGUAUUAUCUUCGUUGUCAUUAGCAGCUUGAGGAGAGGUAAUCUUUUUCACUGUAAAGAUUAACGCCAAGGACAUAAAAUGAAAACCUGUUCAGAUGAACAUUUUUCCACUUUUUUAAAUUGGUUGAAAAUUUUAUUCAAUAAUCAUGUCUUCACGAUUAUACUUGAUCAAUGAUGUCCCAACUGCUGUCCGCCAUAAUCUAGAAGGAAUUGUCAGAGUCAACAAUCACCUUGUCAUUCAUAAAUCGUCCAACAUUGUUGUUCGUAAAGACUUUCGUGAAUCAGUUUUGGACAGAGCAAAAGUGUCUUUAAUUUCAGGUGGAGGAUCGGGCCAUGAGCCAUCGCAUGCUGGUUUUGUUGGCAGUGGAUUAUUGACAGCUUCAGUUUCGGGUAACAUCUUUGCCUCACCAACAGCUGCUGAAGUACUCAGAACCAUUAAACUGAUAAAUCUUAAAAAUUGUUCCGCUGGAACCUUGUUAAUUGUUCCCAACUAUACUGGUGAUCGUUUACAUUUUGGUUCAGCAAAGGAAAGAGCCGUUCUAGAAGGUUACAAUGUUGAUCUUUUUAUAUUUGGUGAUGAUUGUGUUUUCGGAUCCAAGACCGGUCGAGUUGGUAAAAGAGGAUUAGCUGGAGUAUUUUUUAUCCAUAAAAUUGCUGGAGCUUUAGCUGAAGAUGGUGUUUCUCUUAAAGCUAUCAAACAGUCGGUUGAAUUGGCAGCUCCUCGUAUAGCAUCAAUCUCAAUCUCUCUGGGUCCAUGUAAUGUACCCGGAGUUGGUCCAUCAUUUGUUAUGCCACCCGGUCAGCUUGAAGUUGGCCUAGGAAUUCACGGUGAACGAGGUUCUAAACGGAUUGCUUAUAUUCCUGCUGGACAAGCUGUUUCUUUAUUGAUUGAUCACCUGACAAGUGAAGAGGUUGGCUUGAAAAAGUAUUUCUCUAACAAUGGAUCAACACGAAUCGUUAUCCUGUUCAAUGAUAAUGGUGGAAUGACGACCAUGGAAAUGAAUGUAAUCAUGAGAGAAGCAAUUUCUCAGUUUACUUCAAGAGGAUUUACCAUUGAAAGAACCUACUCGGGUCGUUAUGUGACAUCUUUCGAUAUGAUUGGUGUUUGUCUUAGCAUUAUGGUCGUCGAUGAUGAUUUACUCAAGCUUUUAGACGCUCCCUGUUCCAGUGUAAUAAUAUCACAAGAAAGUAGUUUACCGAGAGGAAUCAACAGUGAACCAAUUCUGGAUGAUGAUGAGGACGAUUCAGUGCGAGAAAGAAUGGCAUUAAAUUAUGAUAAAAUAGAUCGGUUAAUAGCAUAUGAAUCUAUUUUCAUUAAAUGUUUAUCAAGUGCCUGUCAAACUCUUAUUGAUAAUGAGAGUUAUCUCAACAGACUUGACUCUGAAACUGGUGAUUCAGACUGUGGGUCAACUUUAGCAUCAGGAGCUCGAACCUUGCUAGAAGCUAUUGAAUCGGGCAACUUAAAGUCCUCAUUCCUUCAACUGUCUCAUAUCAUUGAAAAGUGUAUGGGUGGAACUAGUGGUGCGCUAUUCAGUCUAUUUUUCACUGGAGCUUCAAAAUCAGUGGCAACUCAGCUUUCAAACAAUUCAGGUCGUUUAAACAUUCAAAGUUGGACUGAAAUAAUAUCCCAAUCAAUCAACAACAUGACUCAAUAUAGCUAUGCAAGACCUGGUGACAGGACAAUGGUUGAUCCUCUCAAUUCACUUGUUAAAGCUUUCAGUUCGUAUUCUGAUUCGGAAAACAAUAUUUCCACCUUUUUGGCUCAUGUUUUACUUAAAGUUGAAAGUGAUGCUCAAUCGACUGCAUCAAUGGAAGCUAAAAUUGGUCGAGCCUCUUAUGCACCUAAACUAUCCAAUAGUGGACCAGAUCCUGGUGCUUGGGCAAUUUACUUGAUUGUUAAAGCUAUUUUUGAUACUUACCUGGAAUCCACGCAACAAUGAAAAUCUUUUAUUUACAAAAUUACUAAACAUAAAUAUAUAAUCAAAUGUCUUGUCUGAUAAAAUUGAAAGACACUUUAAUUUUUAUAUUGAGAGGGAAAUUGUCAAUAAAUUGGUUUCAGAGCUGAUCCAAGGAAAUUUAUUGAUCUGAUUGACUCUAACUGAGAAGCUGUCGCAAUUGUCAUGAGAUGUCGAUAAUGGUUGAAAGCUAUUGGCAUUAUCAUCAAUGAAUGUUACUUUCUUGACACAAAAAACACAAUCAAUACCAAAAAUGAUCAGUAAAAAGCAUUUUUUGAAAACACUUGUUUGAAAUGUUUGUAAAGCUUAUUGUCAAAUGAAUGCUCAGAUGAAUUUCAAUAAAUUAAAUUGAUAAAUUUUA